Molecule: messenger RNA, 4083 nt
Organism: Nothobranchius furzeri (turquoise killifish)
Lineage: Eukaryota; Metazoa; Chordata; Actinopteri; Cyprinodontiformes; Nothobranchiidae
Product: leucine-rich repeat neuronal protein 3
Cellular component (GO): extracellular matrix
Molecular function (GO): protein binding
Source: RefSeq, a predicted model, not a curated record
UAAUAUUAAUGACUGCUGAGGAGACGGCGGCGCAUCUUUGUGGUCCGCCUGACACCUGAUCGAAAGAAGAGAUGCGCCCUUAACAGCCACCGCGAAGACGGGAAAGGAAGGGCAGAGGGAACACAUAAAUCUGUCCUCAUCCCGCAGCUGCUCUGCUUUUGGACUUUUUGUCUUGCCGCUCAUGCAGAAGCUCGUGCGUUUUCCGGAGGAGAGCCGAGAACUGAUUUCUCAUCAGCUGCGUGAGACGACCACACAUUGUUGACUGCUUUCAUGAACGCUGGGACUCUUCUCGUCACUUGAUGGGAAUAUAGAAACCACCUUCGUUUUGGUGCGAUGAUUUGAUCUGGUAGGAAUGGACUGGGCUGAGAAAUCUUCAAGCUAGUGAAGACAAUCGAUGGGAACGUUUGUCGUUAAAGGACAAAAAUACACUCUUUAUGGAUGCUAAGUGCUUAAGAGAAGUAUAGACAUACAUACAGAGAGAGAUUUUCAUUUUGUUUUUUGGUCUCUAUCCUACGUUUUUGUUAGAACUGCUCUUUGGCUCCAAACAUUUACACCAGGAGGUAAAAUUGAGUGAUUGGUCAUUACAUUUCAAGGACGUCAAAACAGCAAGACAUAAAAAAAAAAAAACCUGGGGAGCCCAGUGGUGGUGGUGGUGGUGGGCGUGGUGGGGAGUCAGUUGACUUAGCAGCUGCUGCAAAUGAUUCACUGUUGAACAACACAUAUUUUUUUUGUAAAUCUACAAAGACCAAUUUCUUGUUGGAGGGAAUCAAUCCAAUAUGAAGGACGUGUCUUUUGUGGAUUUUCUCUUUGUGGGAUUGGCCAUGGCCUCUCUUGUGUCCACUGAGGUGUCACCUGAUUGCCCAAAGCUUUGCGUAUGUGAAAUCAGACCCUGGUUUUCUCCCAGUUCAGUGUACAUGGAAGUGCUGACAGUUGACUGCAAUGAUCUGGGACUAUUCAACCUACCAGAAAGAUUACCACUGGGGACGCAAGUGUUGUUACUGCAAACAAACAAUGUUGCCAAGAUUGACAAAUCUUUGGAUUACUUGGCCAACAUCACAGAAAUUGAUUUGUCACAAAACAAUCUAUCCUCCAUCAGCGACAUACAUUUGGGCAAUCUCUCUCAGCUGCUUUCCCUUCACAUGGAAGAGAACUGGAUACGGGAGCUACCCGAGCAAUGUCUGGCAGAUGGGGCUAACCUUCAAGAGCUGUACAUGAAUCACAAUCUCAUCUCAUCCAUUUCUCCAAUGGCUUUCCAGGGCCUUAGCAACCUUGUUCGGCUCCACCUCAAUUCUAACAAGCUGAAGGUCAUUAAUAGAGAGUGGUUUGAACCCAUGCCAAACCUGGAGAUCCUAAUGAUUGGUGAAAACCCAGUUCUUUCCAUUGACGAAAUGAACUUCAGAUCUCUCAGUAACCUCCGCAGUCUUGUUCUUACCAGAAUGAACUUGUCACAACUUCCCGACAAUGCACUAGCUGGCCUUGACAACUUGGAAAGCAUUUCAUUCUAUGAUAAUAUUUUUCCAGAGGUGCCUCACUCUGCCCUGAAAAAUGUAAAAAAUCUCAAAUUCUUGGAUCUAAAUAAAAACCCAAUUUCAAGGAUACAGAGAGGGGAUUUUGUAGAUAUGCUCCAUUUGAAAGAAUUGGGGAUUAAUAGCAUGCCAGAGCUAGUGUCCAUUGACAGCUUUGCUCUCAACAAUCUCCCUGAGCUUACUAAAAUAGAAGCCACCAACAAUCCUAAACUCUCCUACAUCCACCCUAAUGCUUUCUACAAACUGCCCCGGCUGGAAACUCUUAUGCUGAACGGUAAUGCUCUCACUGCCCUCCACAGGAUAACAGUCGAAUCUCUUCCAAAUCUCAGAGAGGUCAGCAUGCACAGCAACCCCAUCCGCUGUGACUGUGUAGUUCGCUGGAUGAACAUGAACAAAACCAACAUCCGUUUCAUGGAGCCUGAUUCACUUUACUGCGUUGAGCCUCCAGAGUACGAAGGGCAACACGUUCGACAGGUGCAUUUCAGGGAGAUGAUGGAGAUUUGCCUGCCCUUAAUAUCACCCGAAAGCAUGCCAGGGCACAUUAAAGCACAGAAUGGAAGCUCUGUGUCACUGCAUUGCCGGGCCUUUGCUGAACCAGAGCCUGAUAUCUAUUGGAUUACCCCAUCUGGUACCAGGGUUCUGCCUAACACCAUGUCUCACAAAUUUUACGUGCACCCAGAAGGAACGUUUGACAUCUAUGAUGUAACGGAAAAUGAAGCUGGUGUAUAUACAUGUGUUGCCCAUAAUCUGGUUGGUGCGGAUCUUAAAACCGUCUCAGUAGAGGUGAAUGGAUAUUUUCCUGUAUCAACCAAUGGCUCACUCAAUGUGUUUGUGAAAUCAGUGGGAAUAAACUCUAUCCUGGUUUCCUGGAAAGGCCCCACAGGAACAUUGACCCCAAGCAUUAAAUGGUACUCAGUAUCAGAUACCACCCAUCCCACCACAGCGUUUACCACCAGGGUUCCUUCAGAUGUCCAAGUCUACAACCUCACUCAUCUCAGCCCUGCCACUCAGUACAGAGUAUGUGUGGAUAUCCGCACUAUUCACUACAACCAUGACACCAAAUGCAUCAGUGUCACUACUGAUGGAUUAAAGUUGGCAGCCAAGGACACAGAAAAAUGGGAUGCAGCACUAAUCACCGUCUUUGGAGGGUUCUUGGCUGUGAGUUCACUGGCCUGUCUGCUUUUAUAUGCAUCUCUGAGGAACCACUACAUUUACGGGAAUAUAAGGAAAUGUGACUCCAAAGCUUUGCUUUUGCCAGCAGAAGCUACUGGUCUUCACUCUUCAUUCUUUACAAAGCUGUGGGAUUCAGGUAAGGGCCUACCAAGUGGUGUGGAAGUUAAAGCCACAGUCAUAAAUGUAUCUGAUAAUGUCUUUUAAGAAUCCUGGUGGUGUAUAGCCCCACACAUUGACGACAGUGAAUGGACAAGGCCGUGAGCAGGGAUGAAUAAAGUUGGACUGGUUUUAAAGGCCAUAGUCAUGGCUAAUCCUCAGCUCAGAUACACUGGAAAAACUAUCAUUUUUGGGAUGGGAUACUUUUAACUGGACCACAUGUCAUCCCACUUGGAGCGAUGGUUUUGUAACUGUUAUACUGAACCAAUCUACCAUAAACAGGAAGAGGUCUUUACUGCAAAAAUAUACACUUCACUACCAUUCAUCCAGAAAUGCAGGAAGAAAACCGAGAGCAAAGCAGAUGAUGGGUGUCAACUCUCUUGUAAUUGACUGUUAAAUGUGUUCAGAGUUGUGGAACUGUCCGUGUGGUCCCAAGCAAUACCGUCUGUGCUUUGUCAAACAUCCAUAGACGAGUUAGAGAAACAAUAAUAACACCUGUCUAUUAUGGGAAAGGAGAAUUUAGUAGACUAGCCGAAUAACAGUGACUAUGGUGUAAGCCUUUUGAUGAACUAUAUCCCCUUUUUUCUAUUUAAGGAUGGACUCUUGAUUUUCUUGGAAAUAUUGUUAUAUAUUCUAUUCUGUUGAUGUAAUGACAAAUCCUCUGUAUGUGAAAAGUUUAAAUGGGUUUUAAAUUGCAGAGAGGAGCAGACUACUUUUGAUUACAGCGUCACAUUAAGCUUAAUGAAAUUCAGCUACAAAAUGGGUGUUUAGAGAGGGGAUUUGCCAAAUGGCUGUUUAUGCUUCGUAGUUCUCAUUACAAUGACUGGAGGAAAAAUAUUGAAUGCAUUUUACUAAAACUAAUAUAAAAGGUUGAUUAAAACUGAGGUAAGUGAUGCGAUAUCUGUUCAAGAAGUGGUUUGUUAUACUCUGGUAAGUGCCUACAACAAGAACUACAUGAAAGAGGCGGACAGGAUCUGGGGGAAGUCUUCAGCCACAGCAAAACACAUCAUCAUCGCUGAACCACAAGCUAUACUCCGAUACGUUUAGUGGAAAUACUUUCUCAGUAUUUUUAGCAUACAUAUUUUAAGAAAACAUUUUGUUAUUGCUUUGGGUGUAAAGUUAAAAGCCAUUUUUAUAUUAACUGUAUUAUAUGUGAUCAAUGGGCACAACAGACUAAUCGAGAAAAGCGCUAUGAAAAAAAUAAAUGUCAUUGUUUCUUUUACAAAAA